Molecule: messenger RNA, 670 nt
Organism: Dromiciops gliroides (monito del monte)
Lineage: Eukaryota; Metazoa; Chordata; Mammalia; Microbiotheria; Microbiotheriidae
Product: zinc finger protein 74-like
Exons: 5
Coding region: 215-670 (151 amino acids)
Biological process (GO): regulation of DNA-templated transcription
Source: RefSeq, a predicted model, not a curated record
GCGAGGGGAGGCGGUCAGUGCUUGAGUCCUGGCUCUGGGUGUGAUUGGAGGAAGGGCUCAUCAUGAGGACCUCAGGGGCUGGAUCCGGAGGUGCUCUUGGGACUAGGAAGAGCCUUCCUGAGUGGGCUGAUGGGAAGCCGGAAGUCGUUGAGCUGAGAUCCCUCUGCCUUCCAGAAGCCAGCUCUGUGCUUGCAGAUCCCAGGAUUGAGAGAGAAUGGCUCCUAGGAGCAGCAGACCCCCAGCCCAGGAGUCAGUGACAUUCAAGGAUGUGGCUGUGGACUUCACUCAGGAGGAGUGGGGGCUCUUGGACCCCCCUCAGAAGGAGCUAUACAAGGAGGUCAUGCUGGAGAAUGCCUGGAACCUGCUCUCCCUGGGGCUUCCUGUUCCCAGAGAAGAUGUGAUCUCUUAUUUUGAGCAAAGGGAAGCACCGUGGAUGCUGGAGCAAGAAGGCCUGAGGCGCCACUGUCCAGGCCUUCAAGUCAGCAAACACAGAAGGGCCUGCUACAUGCCAGGCCCUAAGCACUGGGGUCCUAAAGAGAUGCCAGGGCUGUCCCCAUCUCCCAUGGAGCUCAGAGUCUGGUGGGGCAAACAACACACCAACAACUAUGUAGGAGCCCACUAUGGACAGGACAAGUUGGAGCUGGUCAAGAGAGGGAAGGCCCUAAAGUGA